GCAGGAGAUAAUAUUGACAACAGUGAAUCUACAGCUUCAAAACGGGAAAAUCUCCCACAGAAAAUGAUCUCUGGCCCGACAAAUAAAAGAGGAAAGGGAAGAAUGGGUAACCGUACCCACAACGCUAACUCAUCAAGCAUCCAACCACUUUCUGAGCAAAAUCCACCAGCUUCAAACUUUAAAAACUAG
This is a messenger RNA of Cotesia congregata, 189 nucleotides long. The record is from the annotation of a GenBank genome assembly. Lineage: Eukaryota; Metazoa; Arthropoda; Insecta; Hymenoptera; Braconidae.